Naegleria gruberi is the source of this 1393-nucleotide messenger RNA. Its product is annotated as formate/nitrite transporter family protein. Gene Ontology annotation, cellular component: membrane. The transcript has 5 exons. Lineage: Eukaryota; Heterolobosea; Eutetramitea; Acrasida; Naegleriidae. Gene Ontology annotation, biological process: nitrite transport; transmembrane transport. Gene Ontology annotation, molecular function: high-affinity secondary active nitrite transmembrane transporter activity. The record is from RefSeq and is a predicted model, not a curated record. The coding region runs from base 67 to 1374 and encodes 435 amino acids.
CAACAACUCCUUUACCGCGACGAAUCCAUUGAUUCUACUAUCAAUUUGUUGAGUUAUCAUCCGGCAAUGCCACCACCACAAACUGAAAAUACAAUGCUCCUCUUUAAUAAUACUAAUUCGACUACUACUAAUAACAACUCGAUGAAUGAUAUCAUGCAAGUACAACAACAAAAUUCUUUUGGUUCUUCAUCUUUUACGAAUAUGCAGCCAAUAGAAAGUCAGGAGAAACCCAUUGUUCGUCAGCAACAGCAGCAGCAGAUUUCGGCUCCAGAAUCGACCAAAGAUGUCGAUACGGUUGUUGUCGACAUUGUGGAAGUUCGAGAGAAGGAAAAGAAUGUGAAGGCUUCUAAAGAGUCAUCGACGACGACAACAAAUGCAAAUCAAAAUUCAGGACAACAACCAGUUAUUCAACAACAGAUUAUCAAUACUCAUCCUGAUAUUGUAUUGUUUAAUUCUCCAAAGAUGGUUCUUGAAAAAAUGAAAGUUGAUGGUAUCAAAAAGUCUAAAUUAACAAUUGACCAAUUGAUUAUUCUUUCGUUAUUUGCUGGGAUUUUCAAAGGACUUGCUUGUGCGAUGGCUACCUUAAUAGGAGGAAAUGUAGCUAAACUGGAGGAGGAGAAUCCUGGAUUGCAAAAGCUAUUAGCAGCAGCUGUUUUUCCAGUUGGCUUGAUGCUGAUUGUUUUUACUGGAUCUGAAUUAUUUACAGGAAAUGUACUUGUUCUCUUGAUUGGAUUAUUUGCAAGGAAAUGGAGAGCCAAAAAGUUUUUACUUCAGUAUGCACAAUUUUCAAAGAAUCUCUUUGUGAGCUACAUUUUCAAUUGCUUGGGGGCUUAUAUGUUUGCAUACUUUUUCAUUUAUCUUCCUCAACCAUGUUGUUCUGCUCACUGGAUAACGUUUAUCCAAAAUUCAGCCGUCUCAAAAACAACAAAAACCUUUGGAAGUCUUGUUCUCUUGGGAAUUAUUUGUAACAUGUUGGUUACUAUAGCAAUUUACAAUGCCAAUGCAGCAACUACCCUAGGAGGCAAAGUCAUUGGAAUUUGGUUUCCUAUUAUGUCAUUUGUGGCACUUGGAUUCGAACACUCUAUUGCCAAUGCAUUCUAUAUUCCACUUGGUAUGCAUUAUGGAGCUAAUGUCACAGUGUAUGACUUCCUCAUUGGCAACUUACUUCCUGUAACGAUUGGAAAUAUUAUUGGAGGAGCCAUCUUUAAUGCAUGUUUGUUAUACUAUGUUCAUGAUUAUAGAGUUAGACAUCAAAGAGCAAUCUUUAAUGGUCUCGAAAAAUUGUGGAAAAGGAUCAAAGAUAACAAAUCCAACAACAACAAGAACACCGACUCAAAUAUUGAACUGAAAGAAAAUACUUCAAAACAUGUUUAGAAUAAACCGCCUCUGGUUC